AGGUCACAGAAUUCUGGAUUCGCACCAAACCGAGAUAUUGAGCCGGACCUCAACGCUCCCGCUAGAUCCGACGAGCCCGUGUUUUACUACAUCGUCGGCGGGAGUUACUCGCAAUGCCGCCGGCUGGCACUACACAACCCUUCUCCGUACGCCCAGGGCCCUGGCACACUCGUGUUCUGUAUGUUGCAGUGCUGGUAGCGCGAAUUCAGGCAUCUACUACUGCAAGUCGCUCGACGACGCGUCCGCAUUCACCCCGUCACUGCUGGACUCCCUGGCGGCUUGGAACUAUCCUUGCAAUCUCGGCUUUGAGCACAGGCCUGCGCCAUGACGAACUCAUUUGCCUCUCACAAGAGCGACCCAUACACCGUGCGGUUGAGGCGUUCUACGAUGAGAUCGUCUCAAUCAAGGCCGGUAUGCGCCAGGCAGGGAGGGAUGCGUCGUUCGCGAGGUGUGUCACGUCCGACGCAUCGGCUGUUGGGAGAUAGAGGGCGCGGUCCACAUUGAUUGAAAGCUCGAGGACAUGCUUGGAUGGAUGGGGUGGAGCUGGCUUGUUGUGCGGAA
Molecule: messenger RNA, 561 nt
Organism: Cutaneotrichosporon oleaginosum
Lineage: Eukaryota; Fungi; Basidiomycota; Tremellomycetes; Trichosporonales; Trichosporonaceae
Source: RefSeq, a predicted model, not a curated record